AUGGUGAAGGGUCGCCAGACAUCCGGCUUUCCAUCAGAGCAUAAUCUCUUCUCCCCUCGCCCCUUGCAAGAACUCAGAGAUUCCCGGCGGCGGCAGGGAAAGGGGAUUUCAGCUGACAGGAAUCGCCGAGACCCCAUCUCAGCGGCCCGGUGCCUUCAACAUCACGGUCCGGGGAGCGGAUCCGGGAAGAUGGCGGAAGACAAGGACCAUUCCUCGUGCCCCCCGAAACCAAUAUGCCCGGCGACCCCCAAAUGCUCAGAACCAUCAAAGGUCUCCAACUGCCUAAGGAAACUUCUUGGCUGCUCUGCCCCCAGUCCCCCGAAGUGUCCUCCCAAGGAUCCACCCAAGUGCCCACCUAAAUGCCCGCCAAAGGAGCCACCCAAGUGUCCCCCAAAGGAGCCGCCCAAGUGCCUGCCUAAAUGCCCACCGAAGGAGCCGCCCAAGUGCCUGCCUAAAUGUCAGCCAAAGGAGCCGCCUAAGUGUCCACCAAAAGACCCACCCAUCUGCCUGCCACCAGACAAGGCCGAAAACCCGUGACCUCUGACCUGUUACCUGUGCCCAGCCGCUGCCAAGAAUACACGCCUCUCCUGC
This is a messenger RNA of Tachyglossus aculeatus (Australian echidna), 591 nucleotides long. Its product is annotated as small proline-rich protein 2H-like. Lineage: Eukaryota; Metazoa; Chordata; Mammalia; Monotremata; Tachyglossidae. The transcript has 3 exons. The coding region runs from base 1 to 537 and encodes 178 amino acids. The record is from RefSeq and is a predicted model, not a curated record.